GUGCAUAAUGGGUUUGAUCCAGUUUUGAGUGGGUUGUUGCCGGCAGGAGAGCUCUAGGGAUGGGUGCUCUCCUGGCGCGGCUCAUCUGGUCGACCUUCAGCUCGAGAUCGUUAGCACUUCAAGUUAAAAACAGGUCUACUGAACCUCCUGGUGGUCCAACAUUCAAACGUGGUAGACGUCCGUGGUUAAAGAGUGAUCAAUCAGAUGGCUCAGCUGACAAUAGCAUCCAGGAAGAAUUGUGUGGUCGUUGUAUUGGUAUUCUGACAAGUGGUGGAGACUCACAAGGAAUGAAUGCUGCUGUUCGCGCUGCAGUCAGAGUUGCUAUUUUCAAAGGCUUUAGAGUGUUUGGUAUUAGAGAGGGAUAUGAAGGACUUGUGAGAAACCAGAUUGACCAACUUGAAUGGAAUGAUGUGUCUGGAAUAAUGAAGUUGGGUGGAACCACACUUGGAACGGCUCGAUGUGAAUCUUUUAGAAAGCGAGAAGGACGACUUGUUGCUGCAAGAAAUAUGGUCAAGCGUGGCAUCAGUAAUUUGGUGGUCGUGGGUGGAGAUGGCAGCUUGACAGGAGCAAAUAUUUUUCGAACCGAAUGGAAGAGUCUCUUGCAAGAGCUUGUGGAAAAAAAAGAGCUGCAAGCAACAGAAACUGCGGGCGUAGAACAUCUCAACAUUGUUGGAAUAGUUGGAUCAAUUGAUAACGAUUUUUGUGGCACAGACAUAACAAUUGGUACAGAUUCGGCUCUCCACAGGAUUAUAGAGGCCGUGGAUGCUAUCACAAGCACAGCAGCCAGCCAUCAGCGUUCGUUUGUUCUUGAAGUGAUGGGCAGACACUGUGGAUACUUAGCAUUAAUGUCAGCAUUGGCUGUUGGAGCAGAUUGGGUUUUUAUUCCUGAAGAUGCUCCAGCUCAAGGAUGGGAGUCAAGAAUGUGUGAAGGACUGAAACGAGCUCGUGAGGGUGGACGUCGAUACAGUCUGAUCAUUGUUGCUGAAGGUGCUAUGGAUCAGCAAGGACAAGCAAUCACAUCACAACACGUCAAAGAGGUUAUUCAGGCAGAACUGAAUCAUGACACUCGCAUCACUGUUCUCGGACACGUUCAGCGUGGAGGGACACCAUCUGCGUACGAUCGUAUUCUCGCUUGCAGAUCUGGAGCUGAAGCGGUGCUUGCAAUUUUGGAAGCAAAUCCUGACACUCUGCCGUGUGUGAUAGUUAUGCAAGGCAAUCGAAUACAGCGACAAUCUUUAAUGGAAUGUGUGAGGAAGACCCAGGAGGUUGGUCAGGCACUGAAAUCUAGAGAUUACUCCCAGGCAUUGGAGCACAGAGGACGGUCAUUUGCUAACAACUUGAGUUUAUUCAAGAAACUGAAAGCCGCAAAGCCUCCGGAUGUAGACGAUGAAGCGAAUCAAUUUACAUUCGCUGUCAUGACGGUUGGUGCACCAGCGUGCGGCAUGAACAGCUGCAUCCGUGCCUUCUCUCGCAUGGCCCUUUUUGCUGGUCAUAAAGUCAAAGCCAUCUACGACGGAUUCCCGGGACUGGUCGAUGGAAAAGUUGUAGACUUCAACUGGAUGUCAGUGAACGAAUGGGCUAAAGAAGCCGGAUCGAUGCUUGGCACCAAUAGAUCGAUGCCGUCAGACUGUGAUGAGUCGCUUGUCUCGGUUGCUCGGAGAUUGGACGAACACGGCAUUCAGGGUCUUCUUAUUGUUGGUGGAUUUGAGGCGUAUCAUAGCAUGUUGCAGUUGACUGAGGCUCGAGAUCAAUUUGCUGAGCUUCAAAUACCAAUGGUUUGUGUUCCCGCGUCGAUCAGUAACAACAUUCCUGGUACGGAUGUGAGUUUGGGUGCAGAUACAGCAUUGAAUGCAAUUGUUGAGGCAUUGGAUGUUUUGCAAAAGUCUGCGACUUCUAACCGUCGGCGAGUGUUUAUUGUCGAGACUAUGGGUGGAUAUUGUGGGUACUUGGCGACGCUUGCGGCAUUGGCAGGUGGGGCAGAUGCUGCCUAUAUCUUUGAGGAGGAAUUUACUAUUAAUGAUCUUCAGACCGACUUAAGGCACAUGAUCGGCAAGUUCAGGUCCGACAUGCUUCGCGGAACGAUUGUCCGAAACGAGUGGUGCAGCAAACGCUACACGACACACUUCCUCACAUCUCUUUUUGCCGAAGAAGGCAAAGACUUGUUCGUCACUCGUGAACUCGUUCUCGGUCACCUACAACAAGGUGGGGCACCAUCGCCUUACGAUCGAUGCCUCGGCGCAAGAUUCGCUGUCAGAGCUCUCAGUAAUCUCAUCCAGGGAGCUACAGAUAAUGUCUGUGAUGGGGUUGUGAGUGCUGUUAGUGCGCAUACUGCAUGUGUUGUUGGUGUGGUGGGAAAGAAAUCAACUUGUAUUCCAAUACAAGAGCUGAAGAAGAAAACCGAUUUUAAACAUCGAUUACCACUGGAUCAGUGGUGGCUGACAUUGCGUCCUCUCGUCAAAGUACUCGCACGCUCACGUCAUUACGCUUUCGAAGGAGAACGAUAUCAAGCCGAACGAGAAGAUCAAGAAACAUGCGCCUCAGUCUGGACAGACGACGUGAUUUAGACCAAGCGACUAUCUCACACACUACAGUGAGCCUUCUCUAUAGGUAGUCGUUCUUGUUGGCAUUAUUACGAGGGAAAACCACUGUUGUCAUGGUAACCGAAAUUGUUAUUUAAUUUUAUCUGUAUGCGUGCGCUGUAUGUAUGCGCAUGCGCAUUUGUUUGUGUGGGUGCAGUAGAGGAUGUUGCCUGUUAAUAUCGUGUUUUAUGAUGAGCACUCUUUAUUUCA
Messenger RNA from Corticium candelabrum, 2789 nucleotides. RefSeq names its product ATP-dependent 6-phosphofructokinase, liver type-like. Lineage: Eukaryota; Metazoa; Porifera; Homoscleromorpha; Homosclerophorida; Plakinidae. The record is from RefSeq and is a predicted model, not a curated record. The transcript is spliced from 20 exons. Gene Ontology annotation, molecular function: fructose-6-phosphate binding; monosaccharide binding; 6-phosphofructokinase activity. Gene Ontology annotation, cellular component: cytoplasm; 6-phosphofructokinase complex. Gene Ontology annotation, biological process: canonical glycolysis; fructose 6-phosphate metabolic process; fructose 1,6-bisphosphate metabolic process. The coding region runs from base 60 to 2564 and encodes 834 amino acids.